AUGGUUGCUUAUCCCGCGUUGGCUGUGAGUCGCUUUGAUGUGUCCGGAGCCGUUGGCAGCGUGCAAAAGGCAGAAGGAAAGGCGCCCGCAGACAUGUCAUCAUCAAACAGAAUCCGGCCGGAGUUGCUGCUCCUGCAGCUGCUGCUGCUAAUCCCUUUGCUGCAGGCCGGCACAGUGGCAGCUCCGCACCUCGAUUCGGAUUCGGAUUUGGAUUCGGUUUCGGAUCCGGACACCACCACCUACAACUACGACCCGCAUCAGGAAUCGGAGACGGAGACAGAGUCGGAGACGGAGGCCACUGCUGCUCAAGUGGAUGGCCAGCGCAUCGACUGCAAAUUGACUUUCGAUGCGGCGACAAUGGACUCGUUAGGCUGCCACAAUGAGGGGGCGUUGCAGGCGAGGGGGGCGUGGCUGCCACUGGCGAGUGGUAAUAAGCCGAUGGAGCAGUUGGCCGAGGCAAAUCCGGACGCCUGGCGGCCUCGCCACUUGAAGUCCCCGGACAGCCAGCCCAUCUAUGAAUUACAAUUGGUUGUUUGGCCCAGUGACAUCGAGGAUGGUGAUGACUUCAGUCCGCCGCUGGCCACCACCACCUCCACCACAACAACAGCAAGGACCACUAGAGCCACCAGUACGAGUAGCACCACACCCAGCAAGCCCAACCCAUCCCAAAUUGGGACACCUAUUGAGCAAAUGUGGCCAUUGUACGAGGAUCAAUUGGUUGUAUUUCCGCAAAUGGACUUUGAAGAGGAGAAUCUUGAUUAUUUCUUCGACGAAGUGCCACCACCCACUCCAGCACCCACUCCACCCACAACCACAAGCACGAGCACUCAUCCCACGGGCACGCCCACUCCCACGCCCAUCUAUGUUGUGCAAAACUAUCACGUGAUACACCCCAACGGCACCGAGGAGUACAAAUUGGUGAUGAGCAACGGCCUGGUGAACUACAAGAAGCUGUACACCAAGCGGGUGGCCGACCGGCUGGUCAACGUGCAGGAGGGCUACAACUCGGUGCCCAUUCCGGGGCCCAGGAACCAGAUCCAGACGCAGUACUACAUCGCCGACGAGCGGGGCUACAAUGUGUACCGAAUCGAGCUGCACUAUCAGCAGCCAGGGUUGCCCAAACAUUUGCAUUACAAAGCCACAAAAGCGACCAAUAUGUGA
This is a messenger RNA of Drosophila teissieri, 1161 nucleotides long. RefSeq lists its product as uncharacterized. Lineage: Eukaryota; Metazoa; Arthropoda; Insecta; Diptera; Drosophilidae. The transcript is spliced from 4 exons. The record is from RefSeq and is a predicted model, not a curated record. The coding region runs from base 1 to 1161 and encodes 386 amino acids.